UACAGAUACUAACAUGCAGCUCAUUUCCAAUCUGAUGUUAUUACUUGUUAUUAAUACUACGCAAAUAAUCGUGCUCAUCCCUGAGGCAUGUAAGGCUAACCCAGUUAGCUGCAGGUUGUGGACCGACCCCAAGUUACCAGAUAUAUUUAUGAAUGGGGACUUUAUGCUUGGAGGAAUUUUUGCCAUCCAUGAUUCUGUAAGAUUAGAUCAAAUAUCUUACACCGGGUUGCCAUCACAGAGAAAGUGCUCUGGCAUGGAUUUCAGAGAAGUGCGCUUUGCCCGUGCCAUGGAGUUCACCAUCCAUGAAAUCAACAACAGAACAGAUCUCCUCCCGGGCAUCACAUUAGGAUAUCAGAUAUAUGAUUCAUGCUCCACUGUGCCAAUGGCCAUCAAAGUUGCAUUUCAGCUUGCGAAUGGUUUGGAGACGGAUUUUAAUAACACAAAUUCCUGUUCAAAAUCUGCAGUUGCCGCUGUAACAGCUGUAAUAGGAGAUUCUGCUUCAACACAAUCAAUCAGCAUAGCCAGGGUGCUUGGUCUGUUUGGGAUUCCACAGGUGAGUCACUAUGCGACCUGCUCAUGUCUGAGUGAUAAGCUUCAGUAUCCCACCUUCUUUAGGACCAUUCCUAGUGACCAACAUCAAGCAGCCGCACUGGCACGGUUGGUCAAGCAUUUUGGUUGGACAUGGAUUGGAGCAGUGCGCAGCGACACGGAUUAUGGAAAUUACGGAAUGGCAUCAUUCCUAAAUGCUGCGCAGGCGGAGGGGAUCUGCGUGGAAUACUCCGAGGCCUACUACAGGACGCAGCCGCUCAGUAAACUGGAGCGAAUUGCAAACGUGAUCCGCAGCUCCACAGCUCGAGUUAUAGUGGCGUUUAUGGCAUCAGGAGACAUGAGGCUUCUUUUAGAAGAGCUCUCACGGCAGCCACCGCCUCCACUUCAGUGGAUUGGAAGCGAAACGUGGAUCACCGAUCCUGAUUUUCUGCGCUAUAACAUGUGUGCCGGCGCCAUAGGGUUUGGUGUUCCCCGGUCAGUUAUUCCUGGCCUUCGUGAGUUUCUUUUAGAUCUGACUCCAGCUAAAGUGUUAGAGUCAUCUCUGUUUACAGAGUUUUGGGAAAACUCGUUCAGCUGUUCCCUUAAAAGGAGACCAGAAAACACAGAGGGCGCACGGGAAUGUGGUGGCCACGAGGACAUUCACACGCUCCAGAACGCGUAUUUGGACACAUCUCAGUUGCGCAUCACGAACAUGGUGUACAAAGCGACAUACGCCAUAGCACAUGCAAUCCAUGGACUCAUUUGUAAUGAGACAAAGUGCGACAAAAAUAUAAAAAUUUUACCAUGGCAGAUAUUUGACCAGCUUAAAAUAGUAAACUUCACUACAAAUAACGGAUUUCAGGUCUCAUUUGACUCUAAUGGAGACCCUCCAGCUGUCUAUGAACUCAUAAACUGGCAAUUUAAGAACGAUGGAGCUCUAGAUUUCGUCACAGUGGGCCAGUAUGACUCGCUCAGACCAAGAGGUCAAGAGUUUAGAAUGAGCAAAAAUAUCAGCUGGGUUGGAGGACAGAAAGAGGUACCAGUGUCUGUGUGCAGUGAGAGCUGCCCCCCAGGCACCAGGAAAGCGGUACAGAAGCGAAGGCCUGUCUGCUGUUUUGACUGUAUAACAUGUGCAGAAGGAGAGAUCAGUAACCACACAGACUCAUUGGAUUGCUCCUAUUGUCUUCCUGAGUUUUGGCCCAACACAAAGCAAGACCGCUGCCUUCCCAAACCUGUUGAGUUCCUCUCCUGGGAUGAAACUCUGGGCAUCAUCCUAACAGUGUUCUCCAUAGCAGGGGCCUUCAUGGCUGUGUGUGUAGCUGCAGUCUUUUACAAGCACAGGGCGUCUCCUAUUGUUAGGGCCAACAACUCUGAGCUGAGCUUCCUGCUGCUCUUCUCACUGACCCUGUGUUUCCUCUGUUCACUUACUUUCAUUGGUCAGCCCUCUGAGUGGUCCUGUAUGCUGCGCCACACAGCGUUUGGGAUCACCUUCGUCCUCUGUAUCUCCUGUGUUCUGGGAAAAACCUUAGUGGUCUUAAUGGCCUUCAGAGCUACACUUCCAGGCAGCAAUGUUAUGAAAUGGUUUGGGCCUCCACAACAGAGACUCAGUGUGAUCUCAUUUACUCUCAUACAAGUGAUUAUUUGUGUGGUCUGGUUAAAAAUAUCACCUCCUUUCCCUUUCAAAAAUCUCAAACACUACAAGGAAAGAAUAAUCUUGGAAUGUGGUUUAGGUUCUGCUAUAGGUUUCUGGGCUGUGCUGGGUUAUAUAGGAGUCCUGGCACUUUUGUGUUUUAUUUUGGCUUUUCUGGCCCGGAAGCUACCUGACAAUUUCAAUGAAGCCAAAUUCAUCACAUUCAGCAUGCUGAUAUUCUGUGCAGUGUGGAUCACCUUUAUUCCAGCUUAUGUCAGCUCUCCUGGAAAAUUCACUGUAGCUGUGGAGAUUUUUGCAAUAUUAGCUUCAAGCUUUGGUUUAACUAUUUGUAUUUUUGCUCCCAAAUGUUUUAUCAUUAUUUUCCGGCCAGAGGAGAAUACCAAGAAACACCUCAUGGGUAAAGUGCCCUCUAAAGCGCUCUGAAAUUUAUA
Molecule: messenger RNA, 2610 nt
Organism: Silurus meridionalis
Lineage: Eukaryota; Metazoa; Chordata; Actinopteri; Siluriformes; Siluridae
Product: extracellular calcium-sensing receptor-like
Exons: 6
Coding region: 14-2602 (862 amino acids)
Biological process (GO): G protein-coupled receptor signaling pathway
Cellular component (GO): membrane
Molecular function (GO): G protein-coupled receptor activity
Source: RefSeq, a predicted model, not a curated record